ACGAUGCUAAUACUCAGAAAUAUCUGCAAAUAUAAUUCACAUAUAUAUACAGAGAAAAGAAGAAAAAGCUGUUGUUGCUGUUGUUGCUGCUUCUGCUGCUGUUGCUGUUGCUUCUGCUGUUGCUGCUGUUGCUGCUCGGAGGCGUCUGUCGGUGGGCAAAUAAUGAGGCUCCUUUGAGCACACGUUAUUAUCCGGUCCUCAGACAGGGGGCGGGAGAGAGAAGCUGUCGAGCAGAGCAGCAGUUGAACGCGCUCUUAGAAAACUGCUCUUCCCCUCACCACCACCAGUGGCAGCACCUCCUCUCCACCUCCACCACCGCUGCUGCUGCUGCUGCUGCUGCUGCUGCGUAAUCAGGCAGGUCCAGGGCUGAGGCGCACGGAGCCAGACUGCGCUCUGCUUAUUGAUAAGAGACGACGAGGAGCGCAGGCUGCACCGAGAGCUGCACUUUUCUGGACACAUCACGGUUAAAGAGAAAGCUGAAAACUGCUGGGAUUUGUUCCUUGGACUCUUUGGACUGGAAUACAUUUUUAACUUUUCUUCCAGAAAGGAAUGGAUUGUUUUUAAUCUUUGAUUAUUUGGACAUUUGUUUCCCAGAAAUGUAAUACCAUGGACUUGCGCGUUUAGUUGAAGUCUUAGCAUGAAAGACUCGGCGUCACUCUGAAGACAGAACCUUUGGUUGUUUUGGGUUGUUUGUUUGUUUUUUUGCGCCAAUUUUUUAUUAUUAGUAAUUUUGCCACGGACAGAGCAGCUUUCUUCCCCGGGGACACGACCCUCUGGACACGGGCACUUACCAAAGUGCGCCAGUUGCGCAGGGAGAGCCGCGGUCCCGGGUGCGCAGUGCUGAGGAGGGAGACUCUCCCGAUCUUCCAUAAAUGCCCGGUCCGUCGCAGAGGUUCGAGGCUGGGCAGCAAGAUGAGCUCGUGGGUACAGCUGCUGCUGCUCGUGGUGCUGGCGGCGUGUCUGCGGUUUGGCGUGGCCGUGGGGGAUCCACUGCCUGCAGCCCUGGUGGAGCUGGUUAGAAACAGCCCCAUCUCCUCCAUAGAGGACCUGCAGAUGCUGCUGCUCUCUGACUCCGUAGAUGAGGAGGACGGGACGUCUGCAGCCAAUGGAGGUCACAGACUGCCGAGGAGCCUGGACGCACAGCCAGCUCAGCAGGCUCUCUGUAAAGUACGGACUGAAGUGGUCGAGGUCACCAGAGCCAUGUUGGAUCGUAGCAACGCUAACUUCCUGUUGUGGCCGCCCUGUGUGGAAGUGCAGCGCUGCUCUGGCUGCUGCAACACCAAGAGUCUACAGUGCGUCCCGUUUGUCACACACACCAGACACCUGCAGGUCAUGAAGAUCGAAUACAUGAACCAAAAAGCCAUUUAUGCCAAUGCUGUGGUGUCGGUGGUGGACCACGUGGAAUGCCGGUGUCCGCCCGCGCCGCCUCCGCCGAGGAAAAAGUCCUCACGCAGACAGCACGGCCACCAGAACCAUCGGAACCAGACUCACAGCGCAGACCGUGGACAUGCACAGGCCAAGGUGCAGUCCAAAGAUGAGCUCCACCAGUGGGAUGAGCUUAAACACAACCAGAGGGCCCACCUGGAGGACCUGCUGGAGCAGCAGUGGAGUCCCAGAGGAGACACGUUCAACCAGCCCCAAGGAGGCUACAGCCUCCCUGGACCGGACGGGCCUCGGCCCGGAGAGGCUUUUCUUUUUGCCACACACUGGGGGAAUAACUCCAGGGGAGUGGAGGGAACUGAAUCAGAGAGGAGAGAGAACGUCGGGAGGCAGGAUGUAAACAUGUCCCACAGCAACAAAACAGUUUCUGUGGCGGAUAAUGUUGUCGAUACGUUAAAAAACAAGUUGGUGGAGGAUGAGAACGGACCGCUGCUGAACGACACCGAGGGAAACCAGGACAAAACUGCUGCUGCAGACACACGAGGAAACAAGUCUGAACUGACCCAGAACCACAGCAGCGACGUGUCUCGGCCCGUGACUCAGCAUCCUCCUGUCAAACACAGUCCCACGGAGGAAGCCCUUCAUCACAGAGUUGGAAGCAGGUUCGGACCGACGAAGGAGCCAAAUCCGGACCCUCGAGGUCAGGGCAGACGGAGGCAGAACGAGACUCCGCAAGAGGAGCGGGUUACACAGGUGGAGGACGACAAGCUGGAGGAAAAGAGGAGAGCACUGCUCCUCCUUCACAAGAGCCUGGACCAGGAGAAGGAGAUCGUGAGGCAGCAGCAGAUGAAACGUGAAGAAGAAGAAAGGCAGAGGCAGAAGGAGACGGACGGACGCCACCACGCUCACGGAAAACACCAUCAUCUGUUAACGACACAGAAACCAGUGACGUCACCGUCCACCACGUCCACCACGACCACCACGACCGCCACGACCACCACGCGACGGCCUGCGGCUCCAACAGGGCCCAGACCCCCGGCUCAAUCCAACCACGUGAAGAGAAGGAUGAGGAAAAAUCGUAAACGAAUCAGCAAAGCAGCCAUGAGAGCAAUGCUAAUGUAACAUGGAAACAAACCCGGGGACACACUCUGGACGAGGUGUAUGUUGUGGACGACCCAGAGGCGAACAGAGCGACUCCCUCCAAGUAUUUAUUCGUUCCUCCCGUAACCUGCAUGUCCUGUGAGAGCUCUUCGGUAACACUACUAAUAUCUGUCUGCUGAUCCCGUCGUCACACCCCGAUGGAUUACGCCGAGUGCAGAAGGAGGGAGCGCCACGCAAAUGCAAGGUGGACCUAAUUUUUCUUUUUUCUAAAGAUGUCAAUUUCCACUUUACUAUUUGCCAGCGUGAGCUUAAACUGAGUCUGUACGAACACUGAGCGUGUGGAGACAAACUGCGACGCUGCACAGGUGUGGAUAUUUGUGCAAUUUCUAAACGCUACGUGGAACCACAUUUUGAUAUCAAAAAAAAGGGAAGAAAAAAUAUGCACUUACAAUAGACAAAAAAAGGGAGAGUGUGGUUUUAAUGAUGGGCUUUUAUGGUGUUGUCAUCAUCGGAUGCUUUGAUAUGACACGGACAGACUGGACGAUGAGGCGACAAAGAAAAGGACGAUCUCCUCGUGUGUCUUUGAUUAUCUAAGAGACAAAAGUUCCAUUUACAGGACAUCAUAACUAACUCCACUAAACCAGUCAGUGUUGCCAUGUGUGAUCAACCUCACAGUAUUGACUAUGGUGAGGUGAUGACGCUCUGUGUAGUUCAGCCAAUCAUAGCCUGAUAUCCUUCAUUAGCUGAUUGUCUCUCUUCAUCUGUAUUUAAUUCUAUUUAACUCACUGCAAACACUGGAUUUACACAAAUGUGAUCAGAGCUUCACACGAUCCAUAAUCUUGGUGCAGGUAAAAAAAAAAAAAAAAAAAAAAAAAAAAGGGAGAGAAGAGG
Molecule: messenger RNA, 3372 nt
Organism: Cynoglossus semilaevis (tongue sole)
Lineage: Eukaryota; Metazoa; Chordata; Actinopteri; Pleuronectiformes; Cynoglossidae
Gene: pdgfbb
Product: platelet-derived growth factor beta polypeptide b
Exons: 8
Coding region: 913-2502 (529 amino acids)
Biological process (GO): positive regulation of phosphatidylinositol 3-kinase/protein kinase B signal transduction; positive regulation of cell migration; positive regulation of MAP kinase activity
Cellular component (GO): membrane
Molecular function (GO): growth factor activity; platelet-derived growth factor receptor binding
Source: RefSeq, a predicted model, not a curated record